UUUGGCUUAGCUGCAGUUAGGAAUGCUUGGUACGAUCCUAAACAAGUUGAUGAUCAUGUCUUGCAAGGCUAUACAAAGCCUCUCAGAGCAAAAGAUUGGGAUAAGGCUCUGGUGGAGUAUACCGUGGCUAUGCUUACAGAUUCUGCAUCUGAAUCAAAGCUGCCGCUGUCAAAGAAACUGGGCGAAAUCUCAUGUCCUGUUCUGAUUGUCACUGGUGAUAGCGAUCGGCUUGUUCCACCAUGGAACUCUGAAAGACUUUCACGGGCCAUUCCUGGAUCUUGUCUUGAAAUAAUCAAGAAUUGUGGCCACUUGCCCCAUGAAGAAAAGGUGGACAAAUUUGUAUCCAUUGUUGACAGAUUCCUUGAAAGAGUUUUUGGGGUGCAAAAAGAGCCUCGUCUGCAACCAGCAACUUGAGAUUGAUAUUUUGUCUAGUUCAACUUGGCCAGGAUUGACACCUAUUGGUGACUGGUGAACAUUAAGUUUGAGAGAAGAGUUACCUACUCAAGUUCAUAUAUAGGAUUUAUAGGAAAACGUUAUAGCUCUUUGUCAAUGUUAUCAAUCUUAUAAAUACCUAUCAUUUCAUCCUAUAUGAAAGGUAGGUAGCUGCUAGUUUGUGCAAGUAAACAUCUAUUUCUUUGAUCACCCUUGAGACUAUGACAAAGUUCUAUGAUGUAAUACAAUACAUGUAUAUUGAGACUUGUAAAAUUGUACUUCAGUUUAUUCCA
This is a messenger RNA of Nicotiana tabacum (common tobacco), 725 nucleotides long. NCBI's taxonomy places the organism in Eukaryota, Viridiplantae, Streptophyta, Magnoliopsida, Solanales, Solanaceae. The record is from RefSeq and is a predicted model, not a curated record.